GUGGGCGGGCUGCACGGCCGACGCCCGGCGUGUCCUCUCUCAGGGUCCCUCGGCCCGGGCCACUGGUCCGCAUUCCGGCUGCUGUUGGAUCAGUGGAACAGCCUAGGGGACCCGGCCGCCGUCCGUUUGCAGUAGCCCUGACAGGUGUCAUGAUACUGCCUGGCUUGAUUUCAAACCAUUUAUGAGACUAAAUCUUUGCUGGAAAAUGGAAAGCCGAGUCGGGCUCUUCCUGGGAGCCCUUGGCUGUUGCUGAUGGCGAAACCAGACUCCCUGGCAACCCAGCCACAGCCCCUGCGUGCCAGCCCCACCUGUGUGGUCCUCACCAUGGACAGCACCUCAGCCGUGCAGGGUGGCCUCUCAGAGGAUGGAGCCAGUGGGGGCCCCUCACCUCACUCUGAGGAGCCUCUGGACUCCUUGGUGCCUACCGACUCCAGGGAUGGAGCUCAGUGUGCCGGUGUUGAGGCAGAUGGAGCUGUUGCAGAGGAAGAAGGCCCGGAUGUGCCUGGCCAGGAGAGUGCCUGUGCCAACGGGCCUGUGCCACUGUCACCCCGGCCCACCACCAGUCCACUGGUUCCCGAUGCCUCUCCAGGUGUGGCUGGUUUCCAUGACAACCUAAGGAAGUCCUGGGGGACUAGUGCUGAGGGCAGUGUUAGAAAAGAAGCUUUGCAGUCUCUCAGACUCAGUCUUCCCAUGCAAGAAACGCAACUGUGCUCCACAGACACAUCUCCUCCCCUGGAGAAGGAAGAACAGGUCCGCCUGCAGGCGCGCAAGCGGCUAGAGGAGCAGUUGAAGCAAUACCGGGUGAAGCGACAGCAGGAGAGGUCUAAUCAACCUGCAACUAAAACAAGACUGUUUAGCACACUUGAUCCUGAGCUCAUGUUAAACCCAGAAGCCUUACCAAGGGCCAGCACCGUGGCAAUGACGAAGGAGUACUCCUUCCUGCGCACUAGUGUGCCUCGGGGACCGAAGGUUGGCAGCUUAGGGCUCCUGGCACAGCCAAAAGAGAAAAAAAGUUCCAAGUCAAGCAAGAUUCGGUCUCUGGCUGAUUACAGAACAGACGACUCAGCUGCUGGGAGCCCCAGGACCCUGGCUGCAGACGUGGCAAGGGGCUCCCUGCGGCAGAACCGCAGUAGUGCCACAUCCGUGGUGUCGGAGAUCAGCCCGUGUCCCAAGGCUGAGGACCACCCAGAGAGCGCCUCCCUGGGGAGAGAUGAUGCAUCUGAAGCUGGGGACGGUAACGAGAGUGACAACUCCUCCCAUGGCAGUGUCUCUGCCCGUGGGCUGCCCAGCCGCCCAGUGGACACUGUGGGCCCUCAUGGGGCCUCCGGUGUGCCCAGUGGCCAGGAAGCAGCCCUGGGGACACUGGGCCAGUUCCCUUCCAUCUCGGACGUGCUGCAUGCUGCAGCAGCGGAGCACCAGGCCCAAGGGCAGGAGAUCAACGGGGAGACGAGGAGCCGGACAGAUAGCAUCUGUAGCAGCCUAUCUCUGGAGAGCUCUGUGGCCGAAGCCCAGGAGGAAAUGUUGCAGGUUCUUAAAGAAAAGAGGAGACUGGAGGGGCAGCUGGAGGCGUUGUCUCUGGAGGCGAGCCAGGCUCUGAAGGAGAAGGUCGAGCUGCAAGCGCAGCUGGCUGCCCUGGAUAUGCGGCUGCAGGCCCAGGUGGAGCAGAGCCAGAGCAGCCAGCAGAGGCAGGACUCCCUGAGCUCCGAGGUAGACACACUGAAGCAGUCCUGCUGGGACCUGGAGCGGGCCAUGGCCGACCUACAGAGCCUGCUGGAAGCCAGGAACGCCAGCCUGGCCUCCUCGAACAGUGACCUGCAGGUGGCAGAGGAGCAGUACCAAAGGCUGCUAGCCAAGGUGGAGGAGAUGCAGGGCAGCCUGCGCAGCAAGGACAAUGCAGUGCAGGACCUGCGGCAGCAGAUGAGCGCCCUGCAGAGCCAGCUGCAGCAGGUGCAGCUGGAACGCAGUACCCUGAGCAGCAGGCUAAAGGCCUCACAGGCCGAGAUCUCGUCCCUGCAGAGUGUCCGGCAGUGGUACCAGCAGCAGCUGGCUCUGGCUCAGGAGGCCCGUGUCCGGCUGCAGGGCGAGAUGGCCCACAUCCAGGUGGGGCAGAUGACCCAGGCUGGCCUGCUGGAGCACCUUAAGCUGGAAAACGUGGCCCUUUCCCACCAGCUGACGGAAACCCAGCACCGGUCCAUCAAGGAGAAGGAGCGCAUUGCAGCACAGCUCCAGGGCAUCGAGGCUGACAUGUUGGACCAGGAAGCUGCCUUUGUGCAGAUUCAAGAAGCAAAGACAAUGGUGGAGGAGGACCUGCAGAGGAGGCUGGAGGAGUUUGAAGAUGAGAAGGAGCAGCUACAGAAGAUGGCGGCCUCGGCAGCUGCCCUGGAGCAACAGCUUGAACAGAUGAAGUUGACGCUGCAGCAGCGAGACCAGCAGUUUGAGGCCUUGCAACAGGAUCACCUGGAUCUGCUGAAGCAGCUCACCUCGACGCAGGAGGUGUUACAGACCCGUGAGCAGUGCCUGGAUGACCUGCAGGGGCACCAGGACAAGCUACAGGCUAGGCUGGAGGAGUUGCAGACAGAGGCCACUGCCCGGGAAGAUACCAUCCAAUUCCUGCAGAAGGAGAAGAUCGUUCUGGAGGUGGCUCUGCAGGCGGCCAAGAGCAGCAGAGAGGAAUUUGACAGAGGAGCCAAGAGCUUGGAAGAAGGCAGUGAGGACACGUCGGAAAUUCUGGAACAGUUGAGACAAGAGCUAGCCGUCAAGUCCAGCCAGGUGGAGCACCUCCAGCAGGAGACGGCCGCCUUGAAGAAGCAAAUGCAGAAGGUGAAGGAGCAGUUCCUCCAACAGAAGGUGAUGGUGGAGGCCUAUCGGCGGGACUCCACCUCCAAAGACCAGCUUGUCAGUGAGCUGAAGGCCACGAAGAAGAGGCUGGACUCAGCACAGAAGGAGCUGAGGCAAGAGUUACUGAAGCUUCAGGGGGAAAAGAAGUCGGUGGAGCUUGAGCACUCACGGCUGCAGAAGGAGGCGUCCCAGGCCCGACAGCAGGUGGCAGAGCUCGAAGGGCACCUGAAGGCAGCACAGGUCGAGCGUGAUGAGGCGGAGCUGCAGCUGCAGUCUUUGCAGUUUGAUAAAGAGCAAGCAGCUGCUCUCUCUAAGGCCAAUGAGGCGCUGCAGAAGCAGGUUGAGGCGCUACAGCAGGAGGCCCGGAAGGCCGUCACUGAGCAGAAGCAGAAGGUGAAGCGCCUGGGCUCUGACCUGAGCAGUGCCCGGAAGGAGGCAAAGAGCAAACACAAGGCCUACGAGAACGCAGUAGGCAUCCUCAGCCGCCGCCUGCAGGAGGCCCUUGCUGCCCAGGAGGCUGCAGAGGUCGAGCUGAGCCGGCUGAGUGCCCAGGUGGCUGGUGAUGCCCAAAGCCUGGCCCUACAGGAGAGGGUCCGGGCACUGGAGGAGGAGCUGCAGACAGUCAGCCGCAGCAAGCUGAUGCUGGAGAAGGAGCUGCAGGAGGUCAUCACACUGACCAGCCAGGAGCUGGAGGAACACCGGGAGAAGGUGCUAGAGCUGGAAGACGAGCUCCAGGAAUCUCGAGGCUUCAGGAGGAAGAUAAAACGCCUCGAGGAGUCAAAUAACAAGUUGGCUCUGGAGUUGGAGCACGAGCGAGGGAAGCUGACAGGCCUGGGCCAGUCCAACGCAGCUCUGCGGGAGCACAAUAGCAUCUUGGAGACGGCACUGGCCAAGAGGGAGGCUAAUCUGGUGCAGCUGAACCUCCAGGUGCAGGCGAUUCUGCAGCGCAAGGAGGAGGAGGAUCAGCAGAUACAACAGCUCAUAGACACCUUGCAAGCCUCCUUGGAGAGAGAGAAGCUGAAUGCAAACAACCUCAAGGAACAGGUGGCUGCUGCCAAGAUGGAAGCUGGACAUAACCGUCGUCACUUCAAAGCUGCCUCCCUGGAGCUGAGCGAGGUGAAGAAGGAGCUACAGGCCAAGGAGCACCUGGUGCAGAAGUUGCAGGAGGCAGUCGAGGAGCUCCAGAUCCAGGAGGGGCAGCACUCCCAGGAGGCAGUGCAGUUCCGGGAAGAGCUGGCAGAGGCCCGGGCCCAGCUCCUGCUCCUGCAGCAGCAGCUGGAUGAGCAACUAAGCAAGCAGCCCACUGGAGACCAAGAGAUGGAAAAUCUCAAGUGGGAGGUGGAGCAGAAGGAGAGAGAGGUUCAGUCCCUGAAGCAGCAGCUGGGCCUGAGCGAGCAGCAUGCUGCCCAGGAGCUGGGCAGUCUGCAGCAGCUACUUCAGGAUGUCAGGUCUGAGCUGGAGACAGCACAGGAAGAUCUCUCAGUGACACAGAAGGACAAGCUGGCGCUCCAGGCGAAGGUGUCAGAGCUGAAGAGCAGCAUGAAGACCCUGCUGCAGCAGAACCAGCAGCUCCAGCGGGGCCUGCGCCGUAGCACAAAGACGAGGAAGGAACUGAAAGGUGAGGCCAACUCUUCCAGCCCCGUGACACCAGUGAAGAUCCCUGACUGCCCUGUCCCAGCCUCCCUGCUGGAGGAGUUGCUGAAGCCCCCCCCUGCUGUGAGCAAGGAGCCCCUCAAGAACCUCAACAGCUGUCUCCAGCAGCUGAAGCAAGAGAUGCACAGCCUGCAGCGCCAGAUGGAGGCCCACACGGUGACUGUGCAUGAGUCCCUAUCCUCAUGGCCUGGGGCCGACUCUACCACCAGCCCUCCCUCCCGGGAAGAGCACGCCCACCCUGGAGGAGACACAGAGAAGCACAGCCGGGCAGGGCCUCCGGAGCCCGCCUGGCCGCAGUGACCUGUGGCUACCGUGUGUUUAUAUGCACCCAAAGGAAUAUUCUUUUGUCACUUAUUUAUUGGAGUACAUGCUCUAUGUUUUUCUAAGAGGUGAAAUUUAAGUUUUGCAUUUGCCUUUACAGGGAGUGAACUGUCAGGUUGAGAGCCAAGAGUUAGAGAAACCAUGGCUGCCUGGUCACAGCCAGCAUCCUUGUUAGCCCAGCCAGGGUUCAAAUGGGACCUGGGCCUACUUGGCAGUGGUGGUUCAGCAGCGGCGGCAGCUGAUAGCAUGGGAGCCACCUGUGGGGCCUCGCUUUCCUCUUUGGUUCUGUAACAGCUUUAUUUCCCACAGAAAUGAGACUUUAUUCACACAUACGGUUUUUAUUGUUUUAUUUUUUAAAUAGCCGUCACCUGUAGACUAUACAUAAACACUAAAAACCCAGCCUAACUGCUGUGUGCUUUCAGGAAUAGCUGGCAGCAUCUGUCCGUUGCCUUUUGAACGUCUGCUGCCAGGAUGUGAAGUCAGGUGGCCUUUAGGGCUGUUCUGAGAGAGAUGAUUAUUUUAUUACCUUCUAAACCAAAUAUUCUUAGACAUGAGCAUCUUUGUGGUCCUCAUUCCCCUUCAUGUUUGCGGUAUUUCCUUGUGAGUAUGGGAUGCCUCGCAUUCCAGUGGCCACAGCCUGGGCCACACAGAUGCCACAGUCUCCAAUAAAUGGGGCCUGGCA
Messenger RNA from Condylura cristata (star-nosed mole), 5494 nucleotides. RefSeq names its product golgin A3 (gene GOLGA3). Bases 253 to 4791 code for a protein of 1512 amino acids. The record is from RefSeq and is a predicted model, not a curated record. The transcript is spliced from 24 exons. Lineage: Eukaryota; Metazoa; Chordata; Mammalia; Eulipotyphla; Talpidae.